This is a messenger RNA of Oppia nitens, 1766 nucleotides long. RefSeq names its product cysteine--tRNA ligase-like. The record is from RefSeq and is a predicted model, not a curated record. Gene Ontology annotation, biological process: cysteinyl-tRNA aminoacylation. The transcript is spliced from 5 exons. Bases 84 to 1766 code for a protein of 560 amino acids. Lineage: Eukaryota; Metazoa; Arthropoda; Arachnida; Sarcoptiformes; Oppiidae. Gene Ontology annotation, cellular component: cytoplasm. Gene Ontology annotation, molecular function: cysteine-tRNA ligase activity; ATP binding.
UGAAUCAUAAUAGAGAUUACAAUUGAUUUAAAAUAUUUAUCAAAAUUUAUAUUAAUAUAUAAAACGAGUGAUAUUUGUUAGAAAUGUUGUUAAGACAUCACCUCAAGAGAUAUAUUAUCUGUAAAAACAUUAUUCAAUGUAAAUCAAUGCGAAGAUUGAGUCAAUUGAGUGUCGAAACCAUCGAUGAAUUGGUUACAAGAAAACAAAUUUUAUUACAAAAUAGUUUCAGCAAAAGCAAGAAAAUGUUAGACUUAAGCACCAGAAGUGAUGGUUUAUCUGAUCCAUGGAUGACAAUGUAUUGUUGUGGUCCUACUGUUUACGAAGACUGUCAUUUGGGACACGCAUUGACUUACAUAAGAUGUGAUCUUUUGCGACGAGUUUUGCGCCAAUACUACAACUGCGAGGUAUUGUUAGCCAUGAAUAUGACGGACAUCGACGACAAGAUUAUAGCAAAAGCCAAUCACCUUAACUGUGAUUUUCGCAAAGUGACCAAUCAGUACACCAAUUCAUUUAUUGAAGAUAUGAAAUCAUUGAAUGUAAUGCCAGCCAAUUGUUACCUUAGAGUUACGGAUCAUAUGAAUACAAUUAUUAAUUACAUUAACACUAUUAGAGAUAAAGGAUUUGCUUAUAUCAGCGAUCAAACCAAUGAUAUUAACUUUGAUUUUGAACACUUCAUCAAAUCAUAUAAUAUAAACAAUUAUUUAGGUGGAGAUGACAUGAAAAUUACGGACAAAUCUGUCGGCAAAAAGUCGCCCAAAGAUUUUGCAUUAUGGAAGUCAGCAAAAAACGGUGAACCAAAUUGGCGUUUAGUCACCACUGAUGGCAUUACAAUACCUGGACGACCAGGCUGGCACAUAGAGUGCAGUGCUUUAGUUCAUAAAGUAUUUGGCACUCAACUGGAUAUUCAUUUUGGUGGACACGACCUACGGUUCCCUCACCAUCACUGCGAGUCCUGUUGUAGUCAUGCUUUUCUUGAGUUGGAUGACUCUAAACCGUUGUAUAGUUGGGGCAAUAUAUGGCUUCACUCCGGGCAUCUCAACCUCAAGUCUGAGAAAAUGAGUAAAUCUUUAGGAAAUGUGAUUCUAAUCAAAGAUUUUUUGAAAAAAUAUUCACCAAAUAUUUUGAGGUUAUUUUGUAUUAAACUUCACUAUCGUUCAGAUUUUCAAUAUGAGGAACAUUUAAUCGCUGAAAUGCAAAAUAUCGAUAAAAAACUUCUUGAUUUUAAAGAAAAUCUGAAUUUAGAAAUUUGUAAAUUGUGUUCAAACAACAUAUCAUUGAAUUUAAUUAAAAAUCAAAGACAAGCAUUAUUUUCUGAGGCUAUCGACGAAACAGAGAGAUCUAUAUUAAGAGGAAUUUCUGACGACUUGGAUCUUGAAAUGGGUCUCAAAGCAGUUCUACUUCUGGCCAAACAAUUUAAUUCAACCGCCGAUUACUCGCUAUUGGAUCUGAUAAGAGUCAAAGCCUUGUAUGACAAAUGGUUAGACGGCAUGGGAUUAACAUUUAUAUCAUCAAUAGAGGACACAACUGCUAGAGAAGCGCUUAUAUUGAAUGCUUUGACUAAAUUUCGGUCAGAUGUCCGCCAAAUAGCAUUGAAAUCAUUGAAAAAUAUCGACAAAACUACCAAUAAUACAGAUGUAAAUAAUAUUUCUAAUGAAUUACAUCAAAAUACUAAAGAUUUGCUCACAUUAUGUGAUACAUUAAGACUAGAGUUAGACGGCUUUGGCAUUAAAUUUAAGGAUUUGCCGGUUUCAACAAUAUUGAAAUAG